Molecule: messenger RNA, 1308 nt
Organism: Orbilia oligospora ATCC 24927
Lineage: Eukaryota; Fungi; Ascomycota; Orbiliomycetes; Orbiliales; Orbiliaceae
Exons: 3
Coding region: 1-1308 (435 amino acids)
Biological process (GO): 5-phosphoribose 1-diphosphate biosynthetic process; purine nucleotide biosynthetic process
Cellular component (GO): cytoplasm; ribose phosphate diphosphokinase complex
Molecular function (GO): magnesium ion binding; ribose phosphate diphosphokinase activity
Source: RefSeq, a predicted model, not a curated record
AUGGUUCGCAAUAUUGUCGUCCUAGGCGGGUCAUCGCAUCCCGAGCUCGUCGAGCAGAUGUGCAUCAAACUGGGCAUCCCUCCUGGCAGGAUCACCCUAUCCAAGUUUUCUGUUGGAGAAACCCGGGUUGAGAUCCAGGACUCCGUCAGAGGAAAAGACGUCUACGUUAUACAAUCCGGUUGCGGAAAAGUCAACGACAAUUUCAUUGAACUCCUCAUCACAAUUUCAGCUUGUAAAACAGCAUCCGCGAAAAGAGUCACCGCUGUGAUGCCUUUAUUUCCAUACAGUCGUCAACCCGAUAUCCCAUACAACAAAGUUGGUGCCCCAUUAGCCAAAGCCGGUAUCCAAAAGGACAGUUACACAUUCGAAAGUCGUCCCGGAACUCCCGCACCUCAGCCAGAUGGUGCGGGUUCCAGUGGCCCCCCAGCAGGCCAAUUAGAACACAAACUGAGCCGUCUCUCGUUAGAUAAAGAAAGAGGCCCCGUCACAGCGCCCGGGUCACCCAGUUUGACCUCGAGACCAUCUUUCCUACGCCGCCAGCACACUGGUAGCGAGAUAGUUGGGUCUACUAAGCGGGAUUCGCAAAAGGUCGUCUACGCCAACGGGACCGGGGGCGACUGGGAUCAGCACAGACAACCAGGCUACAAACAAUGGGUUGCGCAGGCUGGAACAUUGAUAGCGGAUUUGUUGACCUGUGCUGGUGCAGAUCACAUCAUCACCAUGGACCUCCAUGAUCCUCAGUAUCAAGGGUUCUUUGACAUCCCUGUUGAUAAUUUAUAUGGGCGACCUUUGUUGCAGAGGUACAUACAAACAAAGAUCCCUGAUUACCAGUCUGCAGUAAUCGUCAGCCCUGAUGCUGGUGGUGCAAAACGUGCAACAGCUAUUGCUGAUGCACUUGGUAUGGAUUUCGCUUUGAUUCACAAGGAGAGGCGGCCUACUAAAAUCACAGACCGCCAAAAUGCAACAAUGAUGCUAGUCGGUGACAUAUCUGGACGCGUCGCAAUUCUGGUUGAUGACUUAGCUGAUACUAGUAACACCAUCACAAGGGCUGCAAAGCUUCUUAAAGAAAGGGGGGGGGCUACUAAGGUGUACGCUCUGUUAACGCAUGGUAUAUUCUCCGGUGACGCCAUCGCUCGUAUUAAUGCUAGUGCGAUCGAUCAAGUAGUCGUCACUAAUUCAGUCCCCCAAAAUGAGAACGCUCGGGCGUGUCCGAAAUUGAAAGUGCUUGAUGUAUCAAGUGUUUUUUCUGAGGCAAUCCGCCGAGUUCAUCACGGUGAGAGUAUCAGCGUUCUAUUCAAGUAUGACUAG